This is a messenger RNA of Dibothriocephalus latus, 1619 nucleotides long. NCBI's taxonomy places the organism in Eukaryota, Metazoa, Platyhelminthes, Cestoda, Diphyllobothriidea, Diphyllobothriidae. The record is from the annotation of a GenBank genome assembly.
AUAAUAAUAAUAAUAACCUUGCGGCAGUGGAGUCUGCCCCUGCUCCCGUCCUCCCUUCUGAGGCCUUUUCCGACCUAAUUGAACCAGCUGCCACAGAUACCGCAGAACUAGAAACUGACACGACCGCCUCCGCAGAUUUACCCACUGUAUCCCUUCUGAACAGUGAUUCCAGUACCAAUGUAAUCCAUAGUCAGGCCUCUAGCGAGGCUGAUUGUUCAGCUCAUUCCUGUCCAAAAGCCUCCCAGGGGGACACCGGUAGUUCCUUGCAGCCGGCCUCCACCAACGAAUCUGGUCCCGAUACCGACUGCAAUGGCCAAUUCGAACUUGACAGUAGUUCCCACCAAUCGGAAGCGGAAAAGGAGAACAAUGUGGACGCGGCUCCGCCAAUCAGGCAGUCGCCCUCUCACCGGAUAGUAGACUCGCAUCAGAGUGGUAGUGAUGAUGGCGAUCACAGUAAGGCCUCAUCUGAACUAUCCACCGCCGUUGGGAUUUUCUUCGAUCCCAUAGUCCACUUUAUUGCUGUUGUCGAACUGAAAUUUGUACACAAUUGCAUAGGCUUGCAUCCACAGAUAGUUCCUAGUCCUGUUGACCAAGCACUGAUUAGUGUACCACCGCCUUUGCCCUCGUCUUCCGCGCCGCCCUCAUCUUCCUCCUCUGCAACCAGCAUAACCGCUCUCCCUGCUGUUACCUCUGAACAGCCAACCCAUUUUGCAAUAGAAGACGACGAAGAAGAGGCGGCUAGACAGCAAUUACUUGCCACAUCCUCAUCAUCGGCUACUUCCGCCGACCCCAGCGAUAAGGAGGAUAGCGUGAGCUCUGCUAGCCACGAAAACAACGCCUUCGAGGACUGCAAUUCCAGCGCAAUGUCCUCCAGUUCGCGUCUAACGCGCUCCAGCAGCCGUCUCCUGCAGAUGGAGGGGGAAGCCGAAUCCAUAAGUACUCUUUGCUCCCCCCCCCCUCCCAUGAUGCCAUCUUUCUUGAUAGUCUGUCCGCCUUUCUCUAGAUUGCCAAGCACCCGAACCACUCGGUCGACUAGAGAAUCGCUCAGCAACAACAACAACAAGGAGAAACAGAAGACCGAGUCAGACAAUAGCUCCGAAACAAACGAAGACAAUGAGGAUGGUGAUGAUGUUGUGGGCUCAAGGAAGCCAUCUGCUCGCCGACAGCGCACACGCAUUCCCUCUAUCAAGCGCGCCCGACGUCGUGUGCAUGAUGUCUCCUCCUCCAGCGAUUCCAAGAUCGAUGCUGCUGCAGAGGCAUCCGCGGAUGACGUUGAGGUAAUUGAUGACGAGGAGGAUGGGAAGGCGAAGCCGAAGGAAGAAGCGGAGGGCGACAAUGACCUUGACUCCGAUGGUGAAGGGAAACGGGGCCGAAAACGUAUACGAAGGAUCAUCAAGGCAAAGGCCCUGUCCACCGAGACGAAAACUGCCGAAGCUCUCGAACGGGAACGACGAAAACGUUUAGAGGAGCGUCAAAAGUUUGUGAGUCAGGCGAAUUUGCAUGAUUAUUAUGCACUAGGUUUCAAUCGAUUUUUUUCAACUAUAAAUGAAACACAAAACCUACGAAUCGUCUUGUUAUUCAACAGUUUGCCCCAGAGACAAGGCCUAGAUGAAUAUUAG